UUAUUUUAGAAUCUUUGUUUGAUAUUGAACGAAAAUUUGAUCUAUAAUUUUUUGUUCUAAAAUUUUUUAUGUACAACUAACCGUUUGGGUAUGAGAACAAACAACGUUCUGAUUUUUUUUCUGAUUUUUGUCUGAUUUUGAAGUUUUUUUUUCUCAUUUCCGUCUUUUAGAUCUGGGAUACCUGAUUGCUGCCCACCUCUCAAAAUAAUUUGGCUGCCGAAUUGUCCACUACAUAAUAAUUCCUGGAUACGCCAGUGGUCACGACAGUUUUCUCACAUAGUUUAAAUUUAUUAAGUCUUGAAACAAAGGGAGAGAACACAACGAGAGAUAUCCACACAAAACAGAGAAUUUUAACACGAAAGUUGUAUAACAUAUUUCUUACAUUUUGCAAUGGCUCUAAAUCUGCUUUUCACACUUAGCCAGUUUAUAUAUGAUCUUUGUAUAUAUGCACUUGUGAUCACUGAUGAGUUCCUUCUCUUCUCGUAUAUUAACGCACACAAAAAAGAAAAUACUAUAAAUACGAUAAUCGUAUUGACACUAUUUUCUUUUAUGUAGCUCUCAUAUUGAACCAAUCUUAUGAUAAGAUAGAGGCACUAAAUGCAUAAUAUGGGCAUAUGAUUCCUAUGAGAAAUCAUAAGAAUCUUAUUGAAUUAUAUAUGAUUUCUCAUAGAAAUUAUAUGCCCAGAUUAUGCAUUUAGUGCCUCUGUCGUAUAAUAAUCAAAAUUAAUUACAUAAUUUCGGUCGACCCAAAUCCUCGCUAAUAGACAAGAAGAGAAUGAUUUGUUGUGUUUGACGCACAUUUUUUCUCAUUACAUACAUGCACUAUUGACUUUGAUCGAUUCUCUUACAGAGUUCAGCUGAGGAUAUCUUGCGUAUAUUUUUACAUUUUUACAGUAGAGUGAACGUUUGCGAACCUGACAGCAGAAACAUUAAUUACCUUAGUCGAAAAAUAAACGAGUUACGAGCUACCUACACAAGUUUUGUAUGUUAUACUUUACGUUACAGAGAGAGUUCUUUUUACUGUCACAUUCACAAUGGUUCACGCUACUGUAAAAAUGUAAAAACAUCUGAGAGAUAUUCACAGUUGAACUCUGCAAGAGACUCGAUCAAAGCCAAUGGCAUAUGUAAACAAAUAUUUUAAAUGUUUUUCAGUUAUCAAUUUCAUCAAAGCGAUUAGUGAGAGAGGCAAACGAUUACUUUUAAUAACAUUUCUUUUCUCUUUAUUAUAGACGUGUCUUCAAGAAUUUCAACUCCAUCAUGCAUCUACGAUGAAUUAUGAAGAAUUAGAGUCAUUUUUAAAACAGCUCAAAAUAUUGAAACGUCUUUCAUUGAAUUUUGAAUGUAGAUAUAAUUUGAUCGAUGGUGAACGAUUAGUACAAGGAUUUUUAUUUGAGAUGAGAGAACUGGAUAAACUGAAUUUUUGCAUUGAAUCACGUGAGAGACUUCUACCAGUAGCUCCUGAUUACGCUGCAACAUUUCAAGGACUAUAUUGGUUAGAGCGUGGCUGGAAUGUGCAUCUUAGUCAUAAACGAGCGCUGUACAUAUGGCUUGCUACUUUAGUAACUUACGAUGAUCGAAAAGGCUAA
Didymodactylos carnosus is the source of this 1586-nucleotide messenger RNA. NCBI's taxonomy places the organism in Eukaryota, Metazoa, Rotifera, Eurotatoria, Philodinida, Philodinidae. The record is from the annotation of a GenBank genome assembly.